Molecule: messenger RNA, 2031 nt
Organism: Esox lucius (northern pike)
Lineage: Eukaryota; Metazoa; Chordata; Actinopteri; Esociformes; Esocidae
Product: zinc finger protein Gfi-1-like
Biological process (GO): regulation of transcription by RNA polymerase II
Cellular component (GO): nucleus
Molecular function (GO): RNA polymerase II cis-regulatory region sequence-specific DNA binding; DNA-binding transcription factor activity, RNA polymerase II-specific
Source: RefSeq, a predicted model, not a curated record
UAUGGAACAACAAUACGUAAGAUUCUUCAGCAGCACUGGACGCGGGUUGUUCCAACAGUUCUAAGGAGCUAUCAGGCCUGAACUCCGAGAUAAAACGGCAGUCCCGCAUCCCAGGAACAGAGAGCAGACUGGAUUGCUGCUGGAUCUGGAUCGCCAGUGAUUUACGAUACUAGGAAAAGUCCAAGAAAAGUCCAAAUGCCUCGGUCCUUCUUAGUAAAGAGUAAGAAGGCGCACAGCUACCAUCAGCCCCGCUCCUCUGAAGAUGACUAUAGUAAACUGGAUACUCUUUUAGCUCACAUAUGUGCAGGUAUAAAAUACAAUUCAAAUUGACUCGGAUGCCUUGAAGAGGUGGACAAUGGCAGCGGCGGGUUCUCCCCCGAUUCUCACCUGGUGGACACCGCAGACUUCGCCUCCAAGUCCCCACUCAGCUGUGGUGACAGUAUUUGCGGUCCAGCCUCGGAUUAUGAAGACUUCUGGCGACCUCCAUCUCCGUCAGCGUCACCAGUGGAUUCAGAAAAAUCCCUGUCUGCCUCGGUGGACGAGACGCAACCCUUCGCAGUUCCUUUUCGGCCGUAUGCGUGGAACAGUUACUCUGGAGCUGAAAUCCGGCAUCUAGUCCAGCAGAGCCUCCAGCACCAGUACCCCCCAUCCCAUGGACCUGGAACGAAGCACGGCUCUCGGUACUAUGGUGAUCGGGCCCGUCGAACCAACCCUAUUCGACAGAAGUCCUGUUUCUGAAAUUACAGUGAUUACCGUGCGGCUGCCUGUCUGUUCGAUAGAACCUCCGCACCGGUUGUUGGGUUGUCUCUGAAGGGAAUCCGCACGCGAAAAGGUCCUGAUAUUAAGGCUGAGUCUGACCUGAUGUGCUCACGUCUCAUUCUUAAUGUGCCUACAAGUGCAAUCAAAUGCAGUAAGGUGUUUUCGACUCCCCACGGGCUGGAGGUUCACGUUCGCAGAUCACACAGUGGCACGAGGCCCUAUGCUUGUGACAUGUGUGGCAAAACCUUCGGACAUGCUGUCAGCCUCGAACAACAUAAAGCAGUGCACUCUCAGGAAAGAAGUUUUGAUUGCAAAAUCUGCGGUAAAAGUUUCAAAAGGUCGUCGACUCUUUCCACGCAUCUCCUCAUCCACUCGGAUACACGGCCUUACCCAUGCCAGUAUUGCGGGAAGAGAUUCCACCAGAAAUCAGACAUGAAGAAACACACAUUCAUUCACACAGGUGAGAAGCCGCACAAAUGCCAGGUGUGUGGGAAAGCGUUCAGCCAAAGCUCCAACCUCAUAACGCACAGCCGAAAACACACCGGCUUCAACCGUUCGGAUGCGACCCUCUGCGGAAAGGGAUUCCAGAGGAAAGUAGAUUUAAGAAGGCACAAAGAAACACAGCAUGGACUUAAAGCUUCAAAACUAAAAAAAUAAUAAAUGGACAUCAAACACUAUUUCAACAAACCACUUGUCUUUUUGGAAACCAGAAAUAAGCUAUUGGUUCCUCAAUCAUUCAUUCUUUGAUAUAGGUCUACUGGCGGAGGUAAGCCUGUAGCCUGGAGGCUUUUGUGCAGUGUAGCUUACUGCUGUAGGUUAAAACAAAACCGUUUCAACCAGGGAGGGACACUACCUGAACCCAAAAUAUUUGUACAAAAUAACCGGAUAGGCAAUAUAACUACCAAGAAAGUGCAGCGUGUUAUGAAAAUCAACAGACGACAAAUUUCCAACGGACGGUUUGGAAAAGAGCUCUAAAGAAUGUCCCUUUGUUUUCUGUUGGACUUUUGGAUGCUGGCACAACAAUUACUACAACACGGCUAUGUGAUUUAAUAAACCCAAGUGUUGUGUAUUUGAUUUUUUCAACUUUGUUUUUAAAUUGUACAUAUGUAAUUUUAUAUAGAGCAUUUCAACAUUAGGCUAUAUACAGAUGUGGUUAUAUAUCAUAGGCCUAUAAUUUCAAUAACUAUUUAUUGGUCAGAAUAUCGUUUGAAUAAAACAUGAAAACAUUCAUUAUUGGUCAGAUUAUCGUUGAAUAAAACAUGAAAACAUUAA